Molecule: messenger RNA, 1535 nt
Organism: Sapajus apella (tufted capuchin)
Lineage: Eukaryota; Metazoa; Chordata; Mammalia; Primates; Cebidae
Exons: 1
Coding region: 1038-1535 (165 amino acids)
Source: RefSeq, a predicted model, not a curated record
ACACAGGUCUCCUAACCCCAAUUAUUAUAAACUCUCUUGGCCACUGCAUAGAAAAGGCCAGGCACCUCUCUUUCUGACUCAACAGCAGAGGUUGCUUCAAGUCUGUCCCUGACACAGGCCAAGUGUCUUCCUGGGUUAAGACUGGAUUAGGGGGCCCUGCUCCGUCAGUGGUCAUGGUGAUCGCCUAGGGAAAUAGAUCUAUUCCUCUGGGAUCUGAGAUUGAGUCCCAGGCAGGUUUUUGGGGAGUAGGAUGGUGAGAUGUGCUAGAAGGCACGGGCCACUUUCUAACCUUCCUCUCAACUCUGUGCUGCUGGGUGGCAGCUUUAAAGUCAGUGUCUUCUCCAUCUCUGGCCACCUUCCCAGGACUCCUGAUCAUUAGAGGGACUCUGUUGUCCCAAGUGGACAUAAUUAUAAAUAGCUCCCUUCUUUUACUGAAAGUGUCCCACCGUGGGCAAUAUAAAUAAUUUAGUCCCCUCCUCCAGUGAAAAUUACACUACACCCUUGCAAAAGCUCAGAGGGCUCCAGGAGUCGCUCCAAGUCCCCUCUCUCAGUUCCUUGGCAUUAUUAUUUUUUUUUUUUUAAGUUUGUCCUCUACUAGAUUGCUUCUUGUUCACCGGGAUAUCUUAGAUCAUGGCUGGCGUUUGAAGCCUCUGAGUUCGACGCCCUGUCCUCCUGUGUUCCUGUCCAAGCCAGCGGACUGCAAUCUCCCAAGGAAGUUAAGAAUAAUUCGGGGAGCGGGACGGGGUCGGGAGUGGGGCGCAGAAAACUGUAGCCUUCACCUGGUUAACAAAGAGGGCUCAGGAUGCCCAGCACCCUGGAUGGGAGCCAACAGCGCUCCCUGGAGGUGUGGGUGCAAGGUUUUGUCUAGCUUGGGCUCCAAGGCCCUCCGGGCAGUGCCCUGGGAAGGGAAGAAUUCGUGAUUAAAUUUGACCUGAGUCAAAAGAUGCCUUCAGCUCCUCUUCUGCUGAAAAUAUUAGAAAUCCAAGCCCAGGUUGUGGGGGUUGGGGGCAGGCGGUGUCACCAACUAAAAGCAAGCAAUGGAUUUCCUUUUAAAUGGAGAGAAGGAUGUCGGAGAGAUAACUACGAAAAAAUUCUCGAAACUCCAGGCAGCAAUACCGAUGCAAGCACAUUCUUCCAAAACAGAGAGCAGCUCCUCGUUCUGGGCCACCUCUGAGCCUGGGGUCCGAAGCUCAGAGCCUGCCUGGCUUUCUGGGGAAAAGCACAAGGAGGAUGAAGGAGCUACGAAGAGCUGGGGCCGGCGCCGCCGGAGUAGCUUUGGGGGAACGGCCCAGGAGUCGCCGCCGGUAACCCCGGCCCAGCCGCCGGCAGCAGGGCGCGCAGUCCGGACCCGGAGUGCAGCGCCCAGGGCCCCGGGCCGCGGAAGGAUAUUUCACUUUGUUUACCUCCCCGGCCGAGUCACGGAGCUGCGAGGCCGGUGCUGGCGCCCCCGGCCCGGAGCUGCAAUGGCAGCGGCGCGGGGAGCCGCCCGAGGACUGGCAGCGGCGGGGCUGAUUGAUGGGCGGCCGGCGCAAUGA